Zasmidium cellare ATCC 36951 is the source of this 1077-nucleotide messenger RNA. RefSeq names its product glycoside hydrolase family 18 protein. The record is from RefSeq and is a predicted model, not a curated record. Gene Ontology annotation, biological process: carbohydrate metabolic process. Lineage: Eukaryota; Fungi; Ascomycota; Dothideomycetes; Mycosphaerellales; Mycosphaerellaceae. The coding region runs from base 1 to 1077 and encodes 358 amino acids. The transcript has 2 exons. Gene Ontology annotation, cellular component: extracellular region. Gene Ontology annotation, molecular function: chitinase activity; protein binding.
AUGUCAACACCUCUCCUCCCUCUUGGCCAAGGACCUCGUGUCAUUGUAUACCAUCAGACGCACCAUGGGCCAAAUAACGGACCUCCUGUCAGCCUCCUUCCGCUGAUCACAAACGGCACUGGAGUGACACAUGUCGUUGUCGCGGCAAUUCAUCUGAACGACCCACCGGGAAACAUCACAUUGAAUGACCAUCCACCGGAUCAUGAACGCUUCAACACACUAUGGGGAGAAGUUGCCUGGCUUCAAGCCAGCGGCGUGAAAGUGCUGGGCCUAUUGGGAGGUGCCGCGAAAGGAUCUUACGAACGACUCGAUGGCGAUGACACUGCCCGCUUCGAAUCAUAUUACGUCCCACUCAGGGACAUGAUUCGAAGAUAUCGGUUCGAUGGGUUGGAUCUUGAUAUCGAGGAGCCGACUUCGUUGCCCGGUACGGUGCGACUCAUAGACCGGUUACGGGCGGAUUUUGGGCCGGAGUUCAUCAUCACGCUUGCGCCUGUUGCAACUGCUUUGCUGCCGAAUCAGCCGCAUUUAUCGGGGCCAGCAUUUGAUUAUAGGUUGUUGGAGCAGAUGCGUGGACAUGAGAUUGCGUGGUAUAAUGCACAAUUCUACUGCGGCUGGGGAGAUGCUAGCUCUAUGGCGUGGUACGAUGCGAUCAUGAGCAUGGGCUGGAAUCCAAACAAAGUCGUCUUCGGACUCAUAACCAACCCCGCCAACGGACCAGGCCAUGUAGAAUGGGCAAGACAGGAAGGCGUACUUCGAGCACUUCGCCAAAAAUACCCCAACUUCGGAGGUGUGAUGGGUUGGGAGUACUUCAACUCACUACCAGGAGAUUCAGCACGACCGUGGGAAUGGGCAGCCAACAUGGCUCGGACGAUAAGGACUCCUCUGCCGACACCACCUCCGAUCCCAAUACGACCAUAUGGACAGCCGGCGCAGUUACCACAGCCUCCUCAUUCGUUUCCAGCAGAAAGUGUGCAGACUUUGAAGGAUCUUGGGUUCACGGAUCAACAGGCUGUUGCUGCGCUGAAUUCGACGGGAGGAAAUGUGGAGUAUGCUGCUGCCUUUCUCUUUGAGAAUUGA